Messenger RNA from Exserohilum turcica Et28A, 1119 nucleotides. RefSeq lists its product as uncharacterized. The transcript is spliced from 4 exons. Lineage: Eukaryota; Fungi; Ascomycota; Dothideomycetes; Pleosporales; Pleosporaceae. Bases 31 to 1119 code for a protein of 362 amino acids. The record is from RefSeq and is a predicted model, not a curated record.
AUCAAGAUCAGCCCCCAGUUGUCCGCAUCUAUGGCCCCACAUCCAAAGGGCCCGGGCUUAGCCCUUGUAGUCACAGCGAUUGUGCUUUCGAUCUUAGCUUCAAUUACUGUCGCCCUGCGGAUUAUUGCGAGGCUGAAGAUCAAAGCUCUGGGCAAGGAUGACUGGCUCAUGAUUCUCGGCCUGCUUUUAUUUCUUCUUUGCUCUGCAUUUGGGGUACUUGCUACUUUGAACGGGAUCAGGGCUCACCUGUCGCAGCUGACCUUUGAGGAUAUCCUCAAAUGUCGAAAGUACUUUAUCGUGUAUCAAUUAGCGUAUGGCGCGACGACUGCUCCGAUCAAGGCUUCGAUCUGUGUCAAUCUACUGAGGAUUACUCCUGAAAGAGUGUAUCGGAUUACACUCUGGCUGGUGAUUGGCCUGUCGGUUAUCUCUUCAAUUAUCAACGAAGUCGCAUUCCUUCUUUCGUGCCAGCCCGUACAAGCUCUUUGGGACCCAUUCGCGGGGCACUGUGUAGGGCCGGGCACCUUUCUCGCCAUCUCUUAUACCACAGCCAUAAGCAACAUCAUUACCGACUGGGCCUGCGCAAUACUACCUGCACUCAUUCUUUGGAAGAUACAAAUGAAUCUGCAUGUCAAGGCAUCUCUUGUCUUCGUUCUCGGGCUCGGCGUAAUCGCUUCAACCGCAACACUUAUGCGUCUUGUGUACAUUGCCAAGUACGGGAAUUCCGAGAAUACCGAUAAUGCUGUAUAUGGCAUCGCCAACAUCGCUACAUGGGGUCUUCUCGAAUCAGGAAUCGGAAUCAUAGCGGGCUCGCUUGCGACUCUCCGCCCUAUCCUUGCAUAUAUUCCUUUUAUGCGUAAACUUGCCCCCACCAACUCCAAUGUCAAGACGCCAGUGAUCACGGACCACUCACAUCGACUGGAUGUAAUCAGAAGCACUAGAAAGACCGGCGCCAUGGAAUCGGCAAGGUGGUCAACGGCGGGACCUUCACACCUGCAUAGCAAAUGCGGUGUUGAAAGCAGGGCGUGGGAGGAACUGAGCGAUGGUGGGAGUCAGAGGAACAUCCUGAAGAACACCAGCGUUGCCGUCGAAAUCGAGAGCCGCGAGGAUCGGAUAGUCUAG